AUGGGUGAUGAACUCAUACGUAUGGAAAGGGGAGAAUUAAGAUCAAUUCAAAAGGAGUUUGAACUUGACAAAUACCUCCUAAAAAUAGAAUCACUAAUAAACGAUCUAUUUUGAGAUAGAUGAUACAGACAACUAACUAAAGCUUUUUGGCACAUCAGAGAUUUCUCAUACGAAGGUCUUCCAGUUGCCUUGCUUUCAUGUGAUAUGGAAGCAAGAGGGCACGACAAACUAAUUGAGUAUAUCACUUCUUUCAGUUCUAACUCUGAAUGCAAAAUACUCAUAUUCCAAUCUUACUCAAAAACAACCAAAAAGAAAAAUGCUUUAAAAGAAGUGACAAACUUAAUAAAUAGUGAGUUUAGCUACGCUGCGAUUUAUUCAUUUUUUUUGAUGAAUAGUUUUAAAUUUUAUUAUUAAAAGCUAGUUAAAACCACUUAUUUAUAGAUUUAUACAUAGAAAGCUAUGAAGAAUGAGACGAGUCGCUUGUGUCCGAUCUAUUUGAAAUAGUCCUAGAAAAGAAAAACACAAAACAUAUAGGAUUCAUAGUCGACAUUUCAACUGACCCACGAGAGUUUGUUUCAAACCUCGAUAUGAAUGUGUCACAAUGCUUAUUCAUUGAAGAAUACAGACUUGGCGCCUUUUCAGCAGUUUCAAAAGAAAUACUUUAUGAACUUAUAAGCACCUAUUACCUUCCACUUCCUGAUAGAGAGCUUUUCACUCAUUUGCUUUCUACACAAAACGAAGCCUAUUUUAUCAAAAUGAUCAAGCAAGCUUUACUGAUCCUUCUAAAACAGCACCCUGAAUUUAAAGACUCCUUAGAAGCCUUAAUGUCAGAUCCUGAAGACAGCAUCAUUCCUGAAAUCCAAACUUUUAUAGGGAUCAAGAAGCACUGGCUUGAUUUAUUUCAAAAACUUUAUCUGCUUUAUAGCUGUAGUCCUAUUGAUUUUGGGAUAAAUAAAACAGAUUUAUUUAUUGAUAUUUAUUUGGCAGAAAAAAUUGACUCAAUUAAGUGUGAAUAUUUAAAAAAAAUUAAAAUUGAUGAUUUUCAAGAUCUAAAUAUUUGGUCUGAGUAUUUAGCAAAUUUAGCUGCAAAUGGAGUUAUUUCUCAAGCAGAGCAUACAAUUAUACUAGAAAGCUAUGAAAAAACUCCAGAGAUCAGUGGCAGAAGAGGCAGAAAUGCAGCUGAUGAGCCUAAAUUAGCAAGAUGGAGAGAAGCUCAUGUUACUUCGACACUUCUGAAAAACACAUUUAACCUUUUGAAUUAUCUUCCAUCAGAUAUCGAGAAGCACAUGCCAGAUUUUUCGUCACAAUUUAUAUUAUCUAUGCCUCGUGAUAUCGAUACUAACAUUAUGAGGGAAAAUAUUGGAGAACUAAAUGUUCCACAAAAAAAUAACCUUUGCAGAGGAAACCCUCUAGGCCUCCAUGAUAUGCAAAUCCUUUUUUAUUUGCUGAAGCCUUGUGAGAUUGUGGUUGAAUUAAAUAAUUUAUUCAAUGCAUUUGUUACGCAAAUCGCUGGAGAAAAUGCAACACCGAAAAAAAUAUCGAUUUUGCAGUAAUUUCUAAUUAGAUCGAGAUUUAUUUUUGCAUGUAAUGAAUUAAAGAUGCUAGGGUUACUUAAAUCUACGAAGAAGAAAAGCAAAGCAGGAAUGAUUUAUUUAGAGAAAAACUUUUUUGCAAGAUCAACAUUAUACAAUUAA
Molecule: messenger RNA, 1694 nt
Organism: Blepharisma stoltei
Lineage: Eukaryota; Ciliophora; Heterotrichea; Heterotrichida; Blepharismidae
Source: the annotation of a GenBank genome assembly